AUGCGAGUUUUCCCUCGUUCGACUCCUCGUGUUGCCUGUUUGCAUUACGUAUAUGAUUUUCUGGGUCAUUUACCGGAACGAUCCGGAGUCAUUACUGUCCUGUUCUCCGCGUUUGUGUUCUACGACAUCUUUUUCGUAUUCAUCUCACGCAUGUUCUUCGCGCCACAUUCGGCUGAUCCAGCCCCGGUGACCGAGACCACAGUAGUCCGUACAGCUCGUUCUGCUCAGAAUCAAGGUUUCAUGGAGGCCGUGGCAUUGGGUACGGCCGGUCGCAGUGGCGAAUCGAUCCCUGCCACAUUUCGAUGGCGUCUGCGUCACACCGUGGGUCAGUACGGUUGUAGCUAUCGCGACGACAGCAUGUUGCUCGGAUUCGGCGAUGCUGUCAUCCCCGGUCUACGGGGUUCGAUCACUCAACGCUUGACUUAG
Molecule: messenger RNA, 426 nt
Organism: Echinostoma caproni
Lineage: Eukaryota; Metazoa; Platyhelminthes; Trematoda; Plagiorchiida; Echinostomatidae
Source: the annotation of a GenBank genome assembly